AUGCCAGACUGGUUCCUCACAGACAUCUUUUUUUUGUUCUUUGCUCCAGCGUUUGGUUUCUGUGAGUACAAAGAGCCUGAAUCUACUCUACGAUCUCUACGGCUGCUUCAUGAGCUGCAGCUUGGAGAAAAGAAACUUCUGGUCAAAGUCGAUGCCAAAACCAAAGCACAACUGGAUGAGUGGAAAGCAAAGAAGAAGAGCACCAGUGAAAAUGGAAAUGGCAAGGCAGAGGAUGGUGCUGGUGAAGAGGAAGAGGAGGUUCUGGAUGAAGAAACUAAGAAGCGGGACCAAAUUGUCAAAGGAGCUAUUGACGGUCUGAUCCGGGAGUAUUCAAGUGAUCUGAACGCUCAAUCUCAGGAUGAUGAGUCGAGUCGCCGCAAAAAGAGGAGGGAAAAGAAGGAUGAGGUCCACGAGCUGGGACUCGAACUGAGGCGCAACAGAGCUACAUGUCAGCACACUGUCCACAAGGCUAUCGGCGCCAAUGAUGACUUCAGUGCCAUGGAAAUGGAAGAUGACAAAAGAGAUCUGAUUUCCAGAGAGAUCAACAAAUUCCGUGAUACACACAAGAAAUUGGAAGAGGAAAAGGGGAAGAGAGAGAAGGAGAGGCAGGAGCUGGAGCGGGAUCGCAAGGAGAGAGACAAGGAGCGCGAGAGGGAACGUGAACGACGGGACCGCGAGCGGGAGAAGGACCGAGAGAGGGAGCGCGAGAGAGAGCGGGAGCGCGAGAGGGAGAGAGAAAGAGAUCGAGACCGCGAGCGCACGAAAGAGCGCGAUAGGGAGACGGACAGAAGCCGUGACCGCAGUGAAGACCGCAAUCGAUCCAGAGAACAGAGUCGCGAUAGAGACCGAGAUAAGGAGAAGAAGCGUGAUCGUGAGGAAGAUGAGGAAGAGGCGUAUGAACGGCGUAAACUGGAGAGGAAGCUGCGAGAGAAAGAGGCGGCGUAUCAGGAGCGUCUGAAGAACUGGGAGCUCAGAGAGAGGAAGAAAGCCAGAGACUACAGCAAGGAGAUGGAGAGAGAGGAGGAACGCCGGCGUGAGAUGGCUAAAGAAGGGAAACGGCUGAAGGAGUUUCUGGAAGAUUAUGAUGACGACAGAGACGACCCAAAAUACUACAGGGGCAGCGCUCUUCAGAAGCGUCUGCGGGACCGAGAGAAGGAGAUGGAGCUGGAUGAACGUGACCGGAAGCGGGAGAAGGAAGAGCUGGAGGAGAUCAGGCAGAGGCUGCUAGCAGAAGGACAUCCUGAUCCAGACGCUGAGCUGCGCAGGAUGGAGGAAGAGGCAGAGCGUUUGCGGCAGCCGCCCGUGAAGCCCGAGCCCGAGGAGGAGAGAGAGCACAAGCCCUCUCGAGAAGAGCGCGACCGAGGCCGGGAGAGAGAGCGGCGCAAGUCUCAUGUCCCCUCUGACGAUGAUGUAGAGGAAGGGGAGGAGCUAGAGGACGAAGAGGAGGUGAAACCCUGCCUCAAACCCACCAUGCGGCCCAUCGUGGCCGCCCCCUCAGUGUCCUCAGCCAGCGGAAACGCCACGCCCGACACGCCCGGAGAAGAGUCGCCCUGCGGCAUCAUCAUCCCUCACGAGAACUCUCCGCCCGAGAUCCCGCUCCAGGAGGAGAACCGGCCCAAGAUCGGCCUCAGCCUCAAACUAGGUUCAGCCGGUAGCCCAGGACAGCCCAGCGUAGCCAAGCGGAAGAAGCUGGCGGUGGAGAGCGUCUUCAACCGCUUUGAUGACGACGAAGUGGACGAGGCGCCUCGGAAGAGGAAGCUGGUGCCUUUAGACUACGAGGAUGAGGAGAAGGGAGCAGAUGUGAGCGCGGCAGCCGGCGGCAAAGGAGUCAAUACAGAAGAGAAGCGCAAACACAUCAAGAGUCUGAUCGAGAAGAUCCCCACGGCUAAACCAGAGCUCUUCAACUACCCUCUCGACUGGUCCGUCGUCGACACGACCCUUAUGGAGAAGCGUAUUCGACCGUGGAUCAAUAAGAAGAUCGUAGAGUACAUUGGUGAAGAGGAAGCCACAUUAGUUGACUUUGUUUGCACCAAGGUAAUGGCCCACAGCACACCUCAAGGCAUCUUGGAUGAUGUUGCGAUGGUGCUGGACGAAGAGGCCGAGGUCUUCAUAGUUAAAAUGUGGAGGUUAUUGAUUUACGAAACCGAAGCCAAGAAGAUCGGCCUGGGGAAAUGAACAAGCACCGAACGCCGAUGAACUUUGCUUUUUACUUCCCGUUUGGGCCGGGAACAGCUCGUCUAGGUUUCAAAACAACUUGGGAAACUCGACCAUUUCCGACCUUUGGAGUCAACACACACUGAGCCGUUUGAUUUCUCACGUCCCAGACGCCCUUCAGACCGCCAGCGACGAGUGCCGAGAGGAAGAGGUUUGAUUUCUCAGGGCCUUCCUGUUGAAUCCGUCUUCAGCGGAGCUUCGUCUCGGCCGCUUGGCGCUUCUUUCUGAGGAAGCCGUUGUAAAUUGUUACUGUAAUGAUUGCCAAUCUCGUCUGGGUUGUGAUUUUACCGUUUCUCUUCUUUUGGUCGCACUCACCAACCGAACCAAAGCGUUUUCCCCAGUUGUUUCACUAAAACUAAAGCGACUCCGUUCAGAAGCUCUCGCUAAACUGAUUAACAUCACAACGAUUGAUCGUCUUUGUUUUUGUACUUAUCAGUGGAUGUGUUUUGAAUAAAAGUGAUUCUUUUCUUUUU
Messenger RNA from Sinocyclocheilus grahami, 2687 nucleotides. RefSeq names its product RNA-binding protein 25-like. Bases 1 to 2175 code for a protein of 724 amino acids. Gene Ontology annotation, molecular function: mRNA binding. The record is from RefSeq and is a predicted model, not a curated record. Gene Ontology annotation, cellular component: spliceosomal complex. NCBI's taxonomy places the organism in Eukaryota, Metazoa, Chordata, Actinopteri, Cypriniformes, Cyprinidae. Gene Ontology annotation, biological process: regulation of alternative mRNA splicing, via spliceosome. The transcript has 14 exons.